Messenger RNA from Protopolystoma xenopodis, 621 nucleotides. The record is from the annotation of a GenBank genome assembly. NCBI's taxonomy places the organism in Eukaryota, Metazoa, Platyhelminthes, Monogenea, Polystomatidea, Polystomatidae.
AUGGAGGGCAUUACUUUCGAGGCCUACGAUGAAGUCGGACCUGGCUCAAAUGCACUAGUGCAACUUUUGGAGAAAGAUCCACCCUCAAAUCUGGAAUCCAGCUCACUGAAAGUAGUUCAGGGCCUGAUAGCUGAGUUGUCCUCAAUGAGAUGUCUUGAAGGUCUCAUGUGGUCUCGCCUUUCAAAGGGACUUCUCUUAGAGUCGGCAUUGCCCCUUCGACGGGAUUCGAAACUGGGCCGUGCCCUCGGGGUUCUGCCGACUGUCGGGACCGGGCUUUAUCCAUCGGAGUCCGAUUCGGCCGCAAUCUUUGCUGCCAGUUGGGCUGGCGGUGGAUCUGCCAACUCACUGACUUCGAAUUCCGGUCUCUUCAACUCGCAUGGCCUCAACCAACAGGCGCCCACUUCCGUCUUCAAUCUUGCCUCACCUCGUCCAAGCCCUUCAUCACCGAACGCUUGUUCAAGUGGACAGGAUUCUAUGCCAUCCGUGGCCUCGCGUGGCCUCCUCUGGAUUCUUGACGAGGCCUCGAUGCUGGGCGAUGAACGUGCAUUUAUAAAUCGACUUAGUCAACUUUAUCUUCUGCAUAAGACUGCGGUUCUGCAUCGUGGUGAGUGUCAGGCCUGA